Molecule: messenger RNA, 1590 nt
Organism: Coniosporium apollinis CBS 100218
Lineage: Eukaryota; Fungi; Ascomycota; Dothideomycetes
Exons: 4
Coding region: 1-1590 (529 amino acids)
Biological process (GO): transmembrane transport
Cellular component (GO): membrane
Molecular function (GO): transmembrane transporter activity
Source: RefSeq, a predicted model, not a curated record
AUGGCAGCAAUCGGCAUUAAUCGUCAGACCGAGGAAAUGUCAUGGGUAUCUGCCGAUAGCAAGAUUAGCCAUGAUCAGAUUGAAGAUGUCGAGUCUGGUGCCAAGCGAGUCCAGCUCAAUGAAGAGCGCGUGAUUCUUACCGAGCAAGACAACAAGUUAAUCCUCCGCAAAACAGAUAAGGCAAUUCUCGUUAUCCUCGUCUGGGUGUAUUUCCUCCAAAUUCUCGACAAAUCUGUCCUUGGAUAUGGCUCCAUCUUCGGUCUGCGGAAAGACACCGGUCUAGUUGGCUCGCAGUACUCCCUCGUCGGCUCAAUGGCACCUAUCGCGCAACUCUGCUGGCUGCCCUUCGCCUCUAUCUUGAUUGUCAAGGUUCCGCAUCGCAUUUUGAUGUCCGCACUUGUCUUCGGCUGGGGUCUUUCGCAGACUUGUAUGGCAGCCUCGAAAAACUACGCCGGCCUCCUAGCCACGCGCUUCUUCCUCGGUCUUUUUGAGGCUGCAUGUCUACCCCUUUUCGGUGUUAUUACCAGUGAGUGGUACCGUCGUGCAGAGCAACCGCUGCGUGUUGCUGCUUGGUACGGAACCAAUGGGCUCGCGACUAUCUUCGGAUCUGCGCUUUCGUACGGUCUGGGACAUAUCCCCUCUAGCACGCUUAAGUCGUGGCAAAUUAUCUUCCUGUUCGUCGGUCUUAUCACAGUCAUCACCGCGCCAUUCGUGUACUGGAAGCUCGACAACGACGUUGAGACUGCUCGCUUUUUCAACGAGAAAGAGCGCGCUCAAGCCAUCGAGCGCCUUCGCGCAAAUAACACUGGCAUCGGGUCCCAUGAGUUUAAGUGGAGUCACGUCGUUGAGGUGUUUGUUGACCCUAAGACCUAUCUUUGGUUCUCCAUGGCUCUUCUACUUAACGUCGGCGCAGCAGUAACCAAUGUCUUCGGUCCCCUCAUCUUGUCCGGGCUCGGAUUCGACAGCUACGUUACCUCUCUCCUCAACAUCCCCUUUGGCGCCGUCCAAUUUCUUGUCAUUAUUAUUUCUUCAUUUGCGGCGCAGAAGGCGAAGCUAAAGGGCGCUGUCUUGGCUGUCCUCAUGCUCCCUGUGGUCAUCGGUCUCAUUGUCCUCUACGUCCUCCCCCGAACGUCAGCGAACGUUGCCCCAAACCUAGUAGCAUUCUACCUCCUCGCCUUCCUCUUUGGCGGCAACCCUCUCCUCGUCACCUGGCUUGUGGGAAACACUGCCGGAACAACCAAGAAGUCCGUGUUGAUGGUCAUCUACAACAUCGGAGUCUCAGUCGGGAAUAUCGUUGGACCCCUCCUCUUCACCACUGCGGAUGCGCCAAGCUACUUGCCAGGGCUGCGUGCUGUGCUAGGGAUGUUCAUUGCCAUGGUGGCGUUCAUUUUUGCACAGUGGGCUCUGCUGAUCAUGAUGAACAACAGCCAAGAGAAGAAGCGCGUGGCCAAUGGCAAGCCGGCGAAGAUUACGGACAGGUCAAUGACGAACACUUAUUCUGCUCAGGAUGAGAUUGAGGACGGUAAUGGGGCCGCGGCGUUGCAUGAUCUCACUGACCGCAAGAACGAUGAGUUUGUGUACAUUUACUAG